UAAACAAGAUGAAGACCUUACUUUUCUAUUUAAUAAUCUUAACCCUUCUACUCACUUUUACUUAUCAAAAAGAUGCUCAUCUAACACAGGCUUGCAACAAGUGUCUUGGAGAUCCCUUCAAAAAGUGGUGUAGGCCGACUAACAAUGAAGACGGUGGAAUUUGAUGAGAUCUUAAUGAUCCUAACGCUGCUUGUCAGCAAGGUGAAGCGAACGUGUGUUCAAAUCAAAAACAGUUUACCUCUUCAAGUGCUAAGCUGCUCUGCCCCUCUGGAAUUAAAGCUUGCCAAGCUCAUGUGGAAAAGGAAGUCAACAACAAAGAACAGAAGAUUACAUAUCAAGUGCAUAUGGAUCAGAACGACCUUUGCUGGUUCAAAGUUUAGUCAUUGAAACAGUAAAAAAUCAGAAAUCUGCUCGGCUACAACCAUUUAUUUUUGUCUGAAUGCCUAUCUUUUUGAUAAAAAUAAGACUUCUAAUAACAUUUCAGGGAACAUGGCAAGCACUCAACUCGAAAUAUAUGCCCAAAGGAAUGAACUAGAUUACCAAAUUAUCAACCAAGAAGUUAAUUUUCAGACAAUUUCCAUUCCCAUUGAGAAAGAUGUUGAGAAUAUCUAUUUCCUACUCCAGUCCUCGAAAGAUGAGGCUUAUGCUAGUUUUGAAGUACAAAUUAUUCCACAUGAACAUCAUGAUAGAGGACGAAAGCAUCACACUCUAUUACAUCAUAUUAUAGAAACAGUAAUUCAUCUUAUCAUAAUCGAUGGAAUCCUUAUGAUGCUAGUGUCAGGAACUCUUUAUUUCAUUGGGUUCAAUCACAAGCUCGUCUGAAUACGUGUAAAGAAGUUCAAUGAAGCUCAAGAGAAAAAGACUCAAAACGAAAUUCAGGCUAUCAAUGACGAAGAAAGAUGAGCAGUUCAAGUCUUUCCAUCUCCCUUGCCGGAUCUUAACUCCAAAGAUCAGAGUAUUGAUCUUAAUACAUCAAAAAACUACACUGAAAGAAUUAGCACUCCUGCUUUAAAGAAUCCAGGCUUCAGUAUUGUUAAAGAUAUAUUUUUGAAGAGAGAGAGCUUCUAAACCAUUUUAUUUCUCAAAUUAAUAAUAUUUCACGACUACUAGCUAAGUACUUCAAC
Messenger RNA from Moneuplotes crassus, 1124 nucleotides. The record is from the annotation of a GenBank genome assembly. NCBI's taxonomy places the organism in Eukaryota, Ciliophora, Spirotrichea, Euplotida, Euplotidae.